Molecule: messenger RNA, 4237 nt
Organism: Stereum hirsutum FP-91666 SS1
Lineage: Eukaryota; Fungi; Basidiomycota; Agaricomycetes; Russulales; Stereaceae
Exons: 6
Coding region: 47-4237 (1396 amino acids)
Molecular function (GO): protein binding
Source: RefSeq, a predicted model, not a curated record
AUAGCUACAACAAGACAUCACCCAUCACAAACCACGACUCAGUGUUAUGGCAGCCAGCCAUGGCGCAGACUUACUACGGGCGGACUCAGAUAUAUCAAAACGCAUCUCAGGACAGCCCUUGAAAUCUGUUCUGGAGGAUCUGAGUGCCAUUAACGGAGCUGAAGAUCUUAUUUGCACACUAUCUGUGCCGCUCACAGUGAAAGUCGCUGUAUUGUGCGUAUUCCACACGGCCCGUACAGUCGAGCUUCUGGACGACCGAGAAUUUUCUAGCCUUGCUGAAGCCGCCGAAAUGAUAGCUAUCCUCUCCGGAAUCAUCGUGGACCAUGCACUUGCAUAUGAAGGUCAAUUAAAGUCGCCGGCGAAUAUCGCUACUACAGUCCGAGGAGAUCGCCAACCUAUCCCGAGUGGUAGUGCUUCGAGAACCAUUUCACUUGCGGAGACUACAAUCAACAUCAUUCCUGACCAGUAUCCCGAAAAGGCCACGUAUUUGACCGAACUUGGUCUCACGCUUGAGGAUCGUUACCGCUGUUCGGAGGAUAUAAAUGACCUCGAGAAGGCCAUAUACUGCAAGCAACGAGCCGUCUCCCUAACUCCAGAGGACCAGUCGAUCAGAGCAUUAUAUCUAUAUAACCUCGGUGCCAUAUAUGAUCUACUCUUCGACCGCACCGGCGAUUUAUCCGACAUCGACAAGGCGCUUUCGUUUAUGGAACAGGCCAUAGCCCUCGUAGAGGACGACCGAGCCGACAAGGCCAGUUAUUUGAGCUGCACCGCCAACUCUUAUCGCAGACGAUUCGAGAAGUCUGCAGCGCUUGUUGACAUUGACAGAGCUGUGAUACUGUUCGAACAGGUCAAAGACCUUAUGGCCGUCACUGGCCAUGCAGAUGGUACCGCUGAAAUAUCUAUGAAUAUAGAUAGCCUGGCUGUGUGUUUACGCAUGCGAUCAGAGCAGAUAGAGGAUCUUCGAGAUCUGGAGCGAGCGCUCUCGUAUCAUGCACAAGCGGUCAAGUUAGCCUCUGACGAUGACCAGGAUAAACCCACAUACAUCGCAAACAUGGUCACAGCUCGUCUCCUCCGUUUCACGCGGUUAGGGGAGCUAACAGAUCUUGACGAUUCCGUGGCGUUGUACGAGCAGGCCGCGCGGGCCAUACCCGAUGGCGGUCCUAACAAAGCCGUGUAUCUAGACGAUCUAGCCAUGUCCUACCAUCGGCGUUUCGAAUAUAACAAGGAGAUUUCAGACUUGGAGAGAGCCAUCUCGACGGAAAGACAGGCGGUGGCAACAGCGUCUGGAGCAUCCGGGAGCACAGAGGCACCAUUCUAUAUCACUAAUCUCGGUGACCUUGUCAAAGGCCGCUUCGAGCUACUUGGGAAUGUAAUUGACCUAGAUGAGGCAAUUGCAUUAUACCGGCAGGCCAGCGAACAGACGACCAAUAGUGAUAUUGACAAACCGACCCGUCUUAAUCGCCUUGCGGAUUCACUCGAGGCCCGUUUCAACCGGCUAGCUGAGCGGUCUGACCUCGAGGACGCGAUUUCGUUACAAGAAAACGCACUCCACCUGACGCAAAAGGAUGAUCCUUUUCGAGCUUCACGGCUAACUAACCUGGGUAUCACAUAUCAAAUACAAUGGACGCGAUUGGGAGACGUAACAGCUCUCGACAAGGCAAUAGCUUUGAUGAGCGAGGCAGUAGGCCUCACACCGAGUGGGACAAGCAGACCUCCCCAGCGACUACAUAACCUGGCCAUGUCCUUACGGAGCCGUUUCCGUCACUUGGGGUCGGUGCAUGACCUCGAAGAGGCAAUCUUACUCGAGACAGAGGCAGUCUCUUUAUUUCCAGACGGCGACCCUGUUAAACCGAAGGCUCUCAAUGGUCUGGGAGUCUUGCUGAUGAAUCGAUUCAGUCAGUUGGGCAACAGAACGGACCUUGACGCGGCCAUUACCUCGAUGGAGGCGGCUAUCGCGCGUACGCCUACUGGACACUCGACCAGGUCUCAUCCGCUCAGCAAUGUAGCGGACGCUUAUAGGGUUCGAUUCGAGCAAUCUGGCGACCUCCUUGAUCUUGACGAAGCCAUCUCAUCACAGGAGCACGCUAUCGCUCUGGCGUACAUUGGAGAUCCAAACAAGCAUAUCUCUCUGAACAACCUGGGAAUCGCCCUUCAGGUGCGAUAUGAACGUCUCGGGGAGCUUCCCGACAUAGACAAGGCGAUCUCAUCUCAGGAGCAAGCCCUAAAAUUAAUCUCUAACGAUCAUCCCAACCAACCACUUUGGUUAUCCAAUCUCGGAACGGCCCUGCAAGUCCGAUAUGACAAGUCAGGACAAUUGGUGGACCUUGAAAAGGCGAUCUCAUCGCAGGAACAAGCAGCGACUCUUAUAUCUGAAAACAGUCCUUUCAGACAAACGAUCCUGGCCAAUCUGGGACUCGCUCGACGAGGACGUUUCGAAAGAUAUCGAGAGUUAGGCGACCUUGAUAACGGAAUCGCUACGAUGGAGGCAGCCAUCGCCCAAUUCUCUGAUGACCAUCCUCAGAAGCCCGCAGCGCUCAAUAGUCUGGGUGUGUCUUUACGCGAUCGGUUCUCGCGUCAAGGAAAGGCUGAUGAUACCGUUCGAGCAUGUUCCUUAUACAAGGAUGCGGCGUUGGCACAGACUGGUUCACUGUCUCCCCGUCUACAUGCAGCUGGGAAAUGGGCAAGGCUGGCUCUCGAAAACAGAGAUAUAUCGUCCUCUAUGGAGGCGCAUAGGCUGGCCCUGGACCUCAUUCCACGCAUCGUCUGGUUAGGAACAAAUGUAGAGAAUCGGUACCAAGACAUUAGCGUUAUCGGGGAUGCGGCGAAUGAGGCAGCUGCAGUGGCCAUCGCUGCCGGGGAAUACAGCCUGGCAUUGGAAUGGUUGGAAGAAGGCCGAUCUAUCGUAUGGGGCCAGCUACUUCGUCUACGCACACCUGUCGAAGACCUCCGUACGUUCGACCCAACGCUCGCAGACAAGUUGGAAGAAGUAGGACGAAGCCUUGACCGUGCUGGUGCAGCGAGUCACAUUAUGACGACAUCGGUCAGUUCGGAGGAUGAAGUCCAGAAACGCCACCGUCUUGCAGAAGAGUGGCAACGUCUAAUCGACGAAGCUCGACGUAUACCCGGCUUCGAAGACUUUCUUCAACCAAAGAAGAUCGUGCAUCUGUCCCGUGCUACUCACACAUGCACUGUGGUCGCAAUCAAUGUCCACAGAUACCGAUGCGACGCCCUCAUCCUGCGGCCAAACUGCGACGAAGUCAUUCACGUCCAUCUCCCCCGUCUUUCGUACGCAAGAACAGAGGACCUACGCAAACAUCUAAUGCAGUCCUUGAAAAAUGCUGGUGUACGUUCCCGGGGAUCUAGGGUCGACCCCGUCAGACUCAAAGAUGGGCUUCGGCGUGUGUUGGCCAUACUCUGGAAUGACGUUGUGCAGCCUGUUUUAGACAGACUAUCAUAUUUGCACGAUGAUGGCGGAGAACUCCCUCAUGUUACUUGGUGUGCUACAGGUCCUCUCGCUUUCCUCCCCCUGCACGCAGCUGGAAUCUACGGAAGACCAGGAAAAAAGAUCUUCAACCACAUCAUAUCCUCCUAUACACCCACUGUUACAAUUCUCCUGCCUCGUCCCGCAGUCAAGUUUCGAGGUAUCCUUGCUGUCAGCCAGCCAGCGACUCCGGGCCACAAUGCACUUCCGAAGACCGACACUGAAGUUGAACAGGUCGCGCUCCAUGCACAUAACCAGAGCUUGACCGAAUUGAAAGGAGCCUCAGCUACCGUCGACGCUGUCCUGGACGGUAUGGCCAAACACAGCUGGAUACAUCUCGCUUGCCACGCCAUCCAAGACGCCACCGAUCCUCUAAAAAGCGCAUUCGCAUUCCAGGAUGGAAUGCUGGACCUCGCCACCAUCAUGCAGAAGUCACUCGUACACGCUGACUUCGCCUUCUUGUCUGCAUGUCAAACCGCAUCAGGAGACGAAAAGUUGCCAGAGGAGGCCGUACAUCUCGCCGCAGGGAUGUUGAUGGCUGGAUAUCGUAGCGUUCUCGCUACGAUGUGGUCCAUUGCGGAUGUUGAUGCACCACUGAUUGCGGACGAGAUAUAUGCUACUCUAUUGAAAGGCGACGGGGAACCAGAUAGUGGGAGAGCGGCGUACGCGCUACAUGACGCGGUUGCGAAGCUUAGGGAAAGAGUCGGUGAAGACGCGUUCGCCCGAUGGGUGCCAUUCAUUCAUGUAGGACAAUGA